AUGAGCGCGCUUCCCUCCGCCCUGAGACUGACCUCCUGCUGCUGCUGCUGCUGGCUCCUGCUGAUCUGCCUCGUCGUCUUCCUGAUACCCGCGCCCUGCACCAGCGACACGCCGCAGCGAACGGCGAACCGGACUCGAAAGCAAUCGGCAGGUGAUGAUGACGCGGCGGUGUAUGUAUCCAGCUAUCUCGACGACGACGCCGAGGUAUACGAGGACGAGCAGAUAUCCACCGGCAAUGGCGAUCUCGAGGACGACUGGUUCGCAAAUAUUACGGAAAAGGGACGGUACUUGGGCUCGCCUUGCGACAUCGCGUCCUCGUGCAAUUCCGAGCUGCAGCACGUGUUCUGUGAUUCAAUCACUGGCCUCUGCGAGUGCGAAAAGUUCUACCCCGUUCGUCUCGGGCCUACCAAGGGAUGUGCCAAACCCAAAAAGCUCGGAGAGCAGUGCUUCUAUCGUGCGACGUGCACUUUUGCGGAUCAACAUUCGACGUGCACGCAGGUUCAACAUAAUGCGGUAUGCGAUUGCGAGGAGGGAUAUCACAGGGUUGCUUUGUCUAGGCCUAACAAGAAGGUUUUCUGCGCGGAGGAUCUGGUGCUGAUAACUACGGACCUUCCGACCCUACUCUUCAUAGCAUCGGGGAUAGCCAUCUUUACGGCGAUGAUAUGCUUCGUGCUCAAACUAUUCAGCCGGGCGAGAUAUUCAAGGCCGCGGCAUUACGCCAAUGCCAAUCAUGCGCCACCCAUGCUGUUUUCCAGUGAUACGGGCAUACCGCUGACGCUGCACGGACGGCCUGGAUCGCGAUCGAGCCAGCGGAGCGGUAGCGCCGGACCUCUCAGCUGCGCGUUCACCAGGAGGCCCAGCAGCGGUGGCAGCCGUGGACCCCUGGUACCGGCGUCCAGAGCAGGUGCGGCACGGGCCGCCGCUAUCUUGCUUAUAUCGUGUCACCUGCAGGCGACCAAGGACGGCAACAAGCACCGACGUACCCUUAGUGACGUGGCCGAGGGAUCGACCGACGGCCCCGGUUCUCGCCGUCCUAGCUUAGCGUCGGUACACAGUUCGACGUCCUCGUCCCGUAGCUACAGCGCGCGUCGACUCGAGAAGGAGAGGAACGACAAGGAGCAGCGCCAUGCGGUUCAGGAGCUCCGGCUGUCGAAGCAGCGGGAGCAACUGCAGCUGCAGCAGCAGCAGCAGCAGCAACAGGUGGUACCGACACCCAGUCCUAGGACUCCCCAUUCCACGGACGAGUUGCUCCCUUCGGUCGAAGAGGGGAAGGAAGCCUUUUACAACGAGCAGGUACCGACGACAUCAGACGUGUCAAACAUCAUCCCAAUAACGACAACCAUGACGACGAUGAUGACGACGACGACAGCGACGUUAACAACGGCGAUAACCACUUCCAACGGCGAGACCGCGCCUAUGGCAACGCCAGCGACCAUUUUCGGCACGAGCGUUGCACCACGGGCUUCCGAUGACAUUUUUCAAGUGUAGUCUCUUCGUCUCAAGUAUAACGACGUAUCAAGUAUAAUGUCGAAGCGGACUCUCGAUUUAUUAACGACCUUUUUAUUGUAUUUGCAAGAACUAUCAGCCACGUCAAGAUCGAAGGCAAAAAAAAACGCGGGGGCAUACUUGCGAUAAAAUACGAAAUUCAAAUCAAUAGAGAUAAAUGCAUAAAUAUCGAGAAUAAGCAAAAUUCGUAUUUCGCCCGCGUUAAAAAGUCAGCUCAUAUGACAUUACGCGGUAUAUAGAAGUCAUUAACAUGAAAAAUAUCUCUUUUCCCAGACAACAAUUGUAUGAAAUAUCACGAUUUGCAAUUUUAUAACUUUCUCUCUCUCUCCCUCUCUAUCUAUCUAUCUAUCUAUC
Wasmannia auropunctata (little fire ant) is the source of this 1860-nucleotide messenger RNA. RefSeq lists its product as uncharacterized. Bases 1 to 1488 code for a protein of 495 amino acids. The record is from RefSeq and is a predicted model, not a curated record. NCBI's taxonomy places the organism in Eukaryota, Metazoa, Arthropoda, Insecta, Hymenoptera, Formicidae. The transcript has 7 exons.